Molecule: messenger RNA, 1639 nt
Organism: Triticum aestivum (bread wheat)
Lineage: Eukaryota; Viridiplantae; Streptophyta; Magnoliopsida; Poales; Poaceae
Product: WAT1-related protein At5g64700
Exons: 9
Coding region: 41-1453 (470 amino acids)
Cellular component (GO): membrane
Molecular function (GO): transmembrane transporter activity
Source: RefSeq, a predicted model, not a curated record
GGCUUAACAAGAUGUCUCUAUAAAAUGGGAUCACUCCCGAAUGCACUGCCGAAGCAUCGCAACAACUCACAUGCCCUCGGAGAUGAAGAGUGCGCUGCCCGUCUCCUCCGCUCACCCUGCCAACUCGCGCCGGCUUCCCUGCAUCACCGGCGGCUUGCGCUCUCCGAACCCAGGCGAGGACACGGCCGCGCCGGGAUAUGCUGAGAACCAGCGAGGCGUAGUCAGCCGUAGUGCUGCUGCAAAUGCGAACAAAGUAUGCGCCUUCCCAAGCCAGGACACGGACACGGACACGGACACGGCCACCACCGUGGAGGUCCAAGGAAGCAGCAGAUGGAAACCGGCUCUGUGCGUGAUUCUUGUGGAGCUGUUCAACACAGGGACUAUACUUCUAGGCAAGGUCGCACUUGAUGGUGGCAUGUUUGUCUUCUCCUUGCUAUGUUAUCGAAGUAUUCUGGCCGCUAUUUUCAUCAUGCCGUUUGCUCUAUUCUUCGAAAGUGGGAAGUGGAGGGAAUUGGAUAUGAAGACUCUUGGGUGGCUCUUCAUCAAUGCUUUUAUCGGAUAUUCGUUGCCCAUGGCUUUGUACUACUAUGGAUUACGGGACACACCUGCCUCCUAUGCUGUGAUCUUCUCAAGUUUGACUCCACUUUUCACCUUUAUCUUGUCCAUAAUUCUUGGCAUGGAGAAGUUGCGCGUAAAGUCCAAGGACGGCAGUGCGAAAGUGAUUGGAGCAUUGGUUUGUUUUGGUGGGGCUCUACUAAUAAGUCUUUACAAAGGAAAAGAGUUGCAUCUCUGGUCUCCAAUUAUAAGAGUGACCCCAAAAGAUUCUAAUGGAGCUGCUGGAAAGCAUCAUUUGAGGGGCACCUUGAUUUUGUUUGGUGCUUUCAGCAGCUAUGCACUUUGGUACCCUAUACAGGUGAAAGUUUUGAAGGUGUAUCCAUGGAAACAUUGGUCCUCUGUGCUGACCUGUGUUCUGGGUGGUGUGCAAACUUUCGCCAUCGGAAUAAUUAUGAGCAGGCACAAACUUGCCUGGCAAAUAGGAUGGAACAUUCAACUACUAACCAUUGUCUACUCAGCUGCACUUGGCACAGCGGCCAAGUAUUGGCUGAACUUAUAUGCUGUUGAAAAGCGGGGGCCAGUUUUUCCAGCCAUGUUCAGCACCUUAUCGACGAUCUUCAUCAUAGUUCUAGGAACGCUGUUGCUAGGAGAAAGCCUCACAGUUGGGAGCUUGAUGGGUAGUGCUCUAGUUAUAGGAGGUCUAUACAUAUACCUCUAUGGAAAGGCCAAUGAACAACACGCGAAGACGGCAUCGGUUACAGGGAUGCAAAAGGAGGAGGACAAAGAGAUUCAGCGGUCUGGUGUUGGUGUGACGACUGAGGAGAGGCCACACCCUGUGCUGUUAGAGAGCUCCGUUAUCCAGCUUGACGAGGAGCUGGACGCAGGGGUCUCCAAGUGAAGUGGUUGUAAUCAUGGUAGCUACUAGUUGUUUUUUUGUCUUGAUCUAUCUGGGUCUAAGAUUCUAAAAUACAUUCGCCCAUACAUCAGUACUAGAUAGGGGUGUGGCUUGCCACGCAUUGCCCAGCCAACGGUAAGCCAUCGGAUAUGAUAAUCGGUUCAAUAUAUAGCUGAAUUAGAUAUUUUA